Bolinopsis microptera is the source of this 456-nucleotide messenger RNA. RefSeq lists its product as uncharacterized. Lineage: Eukaryota; Metazoa; Ctenophora; Tentaculata; Lobata; Bolinopsidae. The transcript has a single exon. Bases 1 to 456 code for a protein of 151 amino acids. The record is from RefSeq and is a predicted model, not a curated record.
AUGGUUCGCUCCAAGCUAGAGUACUGCUGUCCAGUCUGGAACCCUGCAAAAGUCACAGAGAUACAAAAGCUGGAGACUGUACAGAGAUCCUUUAUUAGAAAGAUAUCUGGCUGUCGUGAUCUCCAGUACUGGGACAGGCUGAAGAAGCUUAAGUUUAUGUCUCUUCAGAGGCGGAGAGAGCGUAAUUCUAUUAUUCAUGUAUGGAAGAUUCUUAAUGAACAUGCUCCGAACGAUACGGGCUUCGAGUACAAGUCACAUCAAAGGCACGGUAUUAAGGCAGAGAUCCCAGCCAUGAACAAAAGCGCACAGUUCUCUGUAAGAACAGAUUACGACAACAGCUUUAGAGUUAAAGCAGCUCAGCUCUUCAACGUGCUCCCAUCGGAGCUCCGAAGGCAUAUUUAUGGAACAGUACCCAGACACGCCACCAGUUCCGGGCUACACUCCGACAAACGAUAA